AUGACAAGAACAGAAAGUCUCGACCCUGAACGCGUCCUCGACCUAGCGACCAAAGCUCUUGGCGAGGGGCAGCCGAGUCUCAAAACACCCUAUGAAGCUGUCGCGCUGAUCGGACAUACCUGUAUGGUGGCAGUGGGCUUCAGGUUGGUGGGACUCGGAGAAGACCACAAUCUAGGUGAAUUACAUUCUGCUUUCUCGCAACUGAGAGCUUCAUCGCUAACAGCAACAGAAUCAUCCACAGACAGCCCCGCCCUCCCCGCAGAAUGGAACACUAACGAUACAUUUGCCUUCCGAUACGCGCACGAGCAAUCGUCCAUGCAAUACCUGCUCAAAGUGAGCCGACUGGGUGGCAACGUCGUUAUCAAUGCGCUGGCUUUAGGCGAUGAUCGCACCAGCUCCUUCGACCUCCCAGUGAAAGACUAUAUCUCCGGAUCUGCAGUUCCAUUGCCCGUCACAGAGAACAUCGCCGGUGCCCUGCAGGAUGUAUUCAUCUCCUCCGCGCGACUAAAUGACCUGAUCGGAUUAUUCAAAAUCAAUGUGAUUCAAAAACUGGCGCCGGGACUAUACAAGGAAGGAUACGAGGAUGCCUACCGCCACAUUCGGCCAGAGGCAGAACCACGACAUGAUCCCCUCCGCGAAGACUUCCCACAACCUGCACGUCCCUACCCAUUCAAUGAUCCUCUAGCCGCAGGACCGCGCAUGCCAAACCCACCGGACUUUCCCCCGCCCGGAUUCGAGGAUGAAUUUGAGCUCCACCGACCCCCUCGUGGAUACCCUCCAGGUCUAGGAGGAGGAAGAAAUCCCUACAACAUCGGAGACAGAGAUCUAUACCCCGCUGGAAUGGCCCCCCCCACGAUCCUCUACGUGGGCCCAUGGGCCCUGGCUUUGGGGGUGGGGGUGGUAUGCAUCCCACCUUUGAUGACCCUCUCUUUGGUGGCCCCGGUGGUGGCAGUGGAGUAUAUGAUCCUCGUGCUCCGCCGGGUGCGAGAUAUGACCCCGUUGGCCCUGGCGACCCUCCCAUGGGCGUAA
Penicillium cosmopolitanum is the source of this 1029-nucleotide messenger RNA. RefSeq lists its product as uncharacterized. Lineage: Eukaryota; Fungi; Ascomycota; Eurotiomycetes; Eurotiales; Aspergillaceae. The transcript has a single exon. Gene Ontology annotation, molecular function: proteasome binding; endopeptidase inhibitor activity. Gene Ontology annotation, biological process: proteasome-mediated ubiquitin-dependent protein catabolic process. The record is from RefSeq and is a predicted model, not a curated record. Bases 1 to 1029 code for a protein of 342 amino acids.